Molecule: messenger RNA, 673 nt
Organism: Parasteatoda tepidariorum (common house spider)
Lineage: Eukaryota; Metazoa; Arthropoda; Arachnida; Araneae; Theridiidae
Source: RefSeq, a predicted model, not a curated record
GCGUAACGCACCAGGUAAAAUACAGGUCUAAGUAUGAUUAUAUCGGGUACAAAGAAAAUUUAAGUACUACAACUUUUAAAAACUCAUCUCCCCUUAAACUCUGCUUUCUUUCCCUUAUUUCCUUUGACAUUCGUUCACGUGCAAAAUUAUUUUGUGAUUUAUAAGUUCUGAUAGAAAAAUGGCUGCCCAAAUUAAUUUUAUUAAAUCUUCAAGGGGCAAAGAGAUGCUCAACUAUAGGGAUAAUCUUUUUUACUUUCAUUCUUCAUAUAAAGAUGUCCAGUACUGGGUGUGUAUGCGGAAAAAAACAUCCGCGUGUAAAAGUAAAGUUUCUUUAAGAAACGGCAUCAUAGUGAAAGAAACUGGCUUUCAUAAUCACUCUGCAGAUUCAAACAAAAUUGCAAAUUUGCAAUUUGUACAGGAAGUGAAAACAAGAUUAUUGCAAAAUCCAGAGGUGCCUGUUCCAAAGAUGUACAAAAGUAUAUUAGCAGAAACAGCUACGUCAGUAGCUGCUGCUGCAAAUAUUCCAGCAUAUGCAUCGAUCAAAACAAGAAAUACACUGUAGCCAAAUUUGCCAAAAACUGUUGACGACUUAUUACUGCAGGGCUCUUGGUGCAAUACCAAAAAUGGAGCACCAUUUCUGCUAAUUGAUGAUGGAGCUGGAUCGGAUAGAAUU